This is a messenger RNA of Myxocyprinus asiaticus (Chinese sucker), 5788 nucleotides long. RefSeq names its product tripartite motif-containing protein 66-like. The record is from RefSeq and is a predicted model, not a curated record. Bases 660 to 3992 code for a protein of 1110 amino acids. Lineage: Eukaryota; Metazoa; Chordata; Actinopteri; Cypriniformes; Catostomidae. Gene Ontology annotation, molecular function: zinc ion binding; protein binding. The transcript is spliced from 18 exons.
AUAAGGGUGGCGGAGGACAAGAUCGAUUAUGCGAAAUGUUCCUUUAUAACUUUGUGUAGUAUUCCGAUAUUUUCCACGUAUCUAUUGCUUAAAAGUUGUGCAUUUAGGUUAUAGAUGUUACUGGAGGCUUUUGACAGUGCUGAAGGGAAUAAAAUCAUAUGAACCGUUUCUAGGGGUGGACGGACUUUUUAAUAUUUACUAUUAUUAUUAAGGAUCUGCUUAUAUUAGGCCGUUUAGACGCUGUAGCAUUCCUGACAUCGCUAUAAUCUUCCAGUCGCCGAGGAGGAGGAGGAGGAGGAGGAUUUUUGGAUUUGUGCCUCUUCAAGAGAAGCAAGGCUUUAUUUAAGACAAAAGAUCAUGGUGGCUGUCAGAGGGAAGGAUUUGGGAUCGACGCAGCUACAGGAAGCUAAUGAGGAGAGCUACACACUGGCCACGGCUGAGAGCACACAACAAGGAGCACACUGGAAUCUACUCCGCUGGGGUUAAAGUGUGCAGUGUGCACUACUUCCUGCCGCAGGUAGAGCUGUCACAGUGUGGCACGGAGCUGUAGCUGUGUCAGAGGCUUGCUGUGUCCUUGCCUUACUGCUGCGAGAGCUGCUCGGCUGGAUAUUGGAAUCUUUCUCACACAUGCACUGAGGAAACUGCAGCCUUUCACCACCAUGGAGAAGUGCUGUUCAGAGUGUUCAGAACCCAGGAUGGCGCAAAGCUUGUGCACCUUCUGCAACAAGUGGCUGUGUUUCCAGUGCACAGACCUGCACCAGCACGAAAGUGCCUCCACUCAACCCUCUGACCUGCAGCACCAGCAGGGAGACCCUCCAUCACCAUCUGAAACAGGAGCCGGUUGCUGUGGGCAUGCUGUUGUCAUGUGUCCUCUCCAUAAACAGGAGCCUCUAGAGCUGCUCUGCGAAACGUGUGACCUCCUGGCCUGCAGCAUCUGUCACCUGUCUGCUCACACAGACCACCGGCUGGUGCAUGUCGGAAAAGCUCUGCAAGAUCAGCGCUGGCUCCUGCAGAACCUCAUGGCAAGGGUGGAGGAGAAGAGGUCAACUGUGGAGAGUACUGCUAAACAGAUCCAGGGCAGGCUCCAUGGUAUUAAGAUCACGCAGAGGAAGGCAGAGAACCAGAUAAAAAUGGCAAAGAUGAUUAUGAUGAACGAGCUUAACAAACGGGCCAAUCUAUUAAUAGAACAACUGGAGAGUAUCUCCAGUGAUUUCAAGCAACGUCUAGAGGACCAGCUGCAGGGGGCCAUAGAGCUGUGCAGCCAGCUGGAGCACGUGCAGAACUUCAUUACCUGGGCUACAGCCCACCACAGGCGCAAUCCACUACUCUUCAGCAAAGAGCUGAUUGCUCUUCAGAUGCAGCAAUUACUAGAGCCACUGAUGCUCUCAGAGUCCUGGGCCCCUUUGAAAAUCAAGUUUAACUGGGAUGCCAGCUUCUGGACCAAGCAGAUGUCCACUUUAGGUCAGCUGGUUGUUGAGGGUGGAAGUCGUUUGUACUCUGAGGUUGUCGGUCACCCCAGUAUCCUGCGACCCCAGCCUGUCCCUUGCAUAGCCAUGCCUCCUCUGUGCCAUGCGGUGCGGGAACCUGGCUGCACCUACCAGACUUUCUGCCAGCCCCAGCUCUGCUGUCUUCACUGCAGACCUACCCAGUCCGUCCCUUUGGACAAGUACUCAGUACACCUAGACAAAUACCCCAUCCAGUGUCCUCAGGCUGCCAGCCGAAGCUCCCCUCCAUCCCGCCACAGCUUCUGGGAGGCUGAUGCUUCUGUCCCCUUACACCCAACAGGAGCUCAGCCUACACAGCAGUCAACCUCUCACCCGGGGUCUGACUUUGUCCACCAUGGACCCAGCACUACUCUGCCUCGACAGCCUGCAGGAUCCAACAACCACCCAUUGCUUGAGCCACUCCCUGCUAAUCCCAACCAGACUGCUGUGGAUUGGAGAAAAAUCGAAUCAAGCCAGCCCCACCGUGGGAGAGGGCAAACAUCUUCACCCGAGGCAGAAACAGGAAUAGAGCAUUCUCCAGACAGAGAUCAGCCACAGAAUCAGGCUCAAGUGCAGCUGACCACAGACACCAGCAACCAGCUCAUGGUUGAACUGCAGCCUAUCAUUGCUCAUACAGUUGAUAGCAGGAGAUCCUCAGCAUUGGAUAUGCAUGCAGUGGCUCAAGGCCAGGAAGCUGAUAUUCAGAGCCAUUCAAAGAGAAGGACCAGGUCUCAGGAUGUCCCAGCAGGACCCGGAGGAGCUCGUAGGAGGACCUCUAAAUACAGGCUGAAGAGGGCUGCUCACAGCCAGGCAACAGAGGCUGGGGACCAGGGAUGCGCAAUGCCGCAGCAGGUCUGUCCACGGCUCAGAGAGACAGAGGAUGCUUCUGAGAUCAGCCCAGUACCGCAGUGUACAAGCAGUCAUAAUGUGUCUUCUCUGGCCACCUACAAAUCUGAGCCGGAUAAUGUUUAUGCAUAUGCCUAUGAAAACAGAAAACAGAAUACAAGAAAGAAGAGACCAUCAAGAGUUGAUGUGGACACCAGUGACAAAGAAGCCGCUGAUGGUUCUAAGGUUCCAGUUGUGUGUCUUGAGCGACUCAAAAUCCUGGUUUCACGGCAUCCACCACAGAGUCAUCAGAGCACAGAUCUCACCUCUGAGACUCGUAUGAAGCCUGAAAGAACUGUCUUAAGGGUGUUAGAGAGAGAAGCAACCUCUCAGGGAACAUUAAGUGAGGAGUCAGUUCAAACAGGAGACAGUGUGCCGCCUAUAGAGCAGCCAUCAUUAGAACACCUGAAAAGCAGUGGAUCACCUGGCUCCCUUGAGGUUUCUCAGCCUCCUGUGCAAGAAGUAUGCAACAUACAUCAAGAGUCCACGGUACUAGCCAUUUCCAGCGAUCCAGAUCCUCUCUUACAACCUGACACAGAAGAAAUACGCUCUGAACAUGAUUGCCCAUCUGAACCCAGAUCAGUGCCAGGUUCUGAUUUAUUCACAAAAGUGGAUGAUCUGGGCUCAAAUGCGGAUGUGGAAUCAGGGCUCCAGCCGGUAUCAGAUCCAAGUGCUGAAUCUGAACUGCAGAUCGAAUCAGAAUCAGAUGUGGCUUCAGAGCAGCCUCUAGGAUCUGUGCUCUUGCCUUCUGAACAGGAAUUUGAAUCAGAUCCAGAUUCCACAGCUGAAGUGACUCUGAAUCUUGAACCAGAAUCUGAAUGGGAGGCGAAGCAGCCAGCGCUCCCUCCUGACAACAGCUCUGAGACAGUAUCAGAGCCUUCUGCUGAGCACCAGCCCACAGAGGAAAGACCUGAGAUCGAGAAUGAGGACUUCUGUGCAGUCUGUCUCAUUGGAGGAGACUUGCUGUGCUGUGACCAUUGCCCCAAGGUCUUUCACCUGUCUUGCCAUGUACCUCCCCUCCAUAGCUUCCCCACAGGUGACUGGAUUUGCACCUUGUGCAGGGAUGUGGAGCAGCCUGAGGUUGAAUAUGACUGUGAGAAUGCCCAGAUGUCCACAGGCACAGUGCCAUAUGGACUGUCGGCAUGUGACCAGAGGAAAUGUGAGAAGUUGACCCUGCUGAUCCUCAGCAACAUUCUCAGUGCUCCAUUCCAUGAGCCCGUCAGCCCUCUGGCCCGUCACUAUUAUCAGAUCAUCAAGAAACCCAUGGACUUGUCUGUCAUUCGGAACAGGCUCAUCAGAAACUAUCACACACACUACCAGUCCCCUCAUGAGUUUGUGGCUGAUUUCCUGCUUAUGUUCAAAAACUGUGCCAAGUUCAACUACUCGGACUCAGAGGUGGCUCAGGCAGGCCACAGUCUGCAGUCGUUCUUCACUUCCAAGCUGAGGGAGGUGUUCCCAGAUCUGAGCUACCCUGACCAGGAGGAAGAGGACUCAGAAAGUGAGGAUUAUGAGGAGUUGGAGAGAGCUGUCAUGAUUGGAUUCCCCUGGCCAGAGAGAAAGGAGCAGAGCCACAGGAAGAGGAAGAGGAGGCACUCCCUCAACUGGAGGAGAAAUCACUAUUAGUUGUGCCUCUUAUAUACAAGUACAGAGACAUUAAAGGCAAUUUGAUCCACUCUGAGCUCCGAGUUUUUUUUGUGUGUUUUUUUUUUUUUUUAAAGAUUCAUGUUGAAAUACAGUGUAUGCUUUUUUUUUUUCUGAGGACUUCACAUAAUAACCAGACCUGAUUCAUUUGUAUGCUGUUAUCUAUAGCUGUGGAUAGGUGUUGACAUUAAGCCUAUGUCUCCAGACUUUACCUAUGAUCUUGCACUAGUAUGUAUGUAUGUAUUCUAUUGCUUAAAUUGUACAUUUUGUUUGAUAGCUAACUGGUUGCUGGCAGCUGCUACUUAGUAAAUAUAGAUAGGCAAUGUUAAUUGGUAUAUUAUGUAUUAUAAUAUAUUUGUUUUAGAUAUCUGUUUCUUUUUUUACCCAAAUUUCCUAUGAACUGAGGCACUGGUACUUAUUCCAGCUGCAGUUUAACUGUGAUAAUGUUAUUGACCUGUAGAGGGAGUACUGCAACAUAUUAGUUCAUAUUGGACAUUUUAGUGGCAGGGAGAUGUGACUAAAACCCCCUCCUUGAAAAUAAAUGGUGUAAUAUUAGGCUGUUAACACAUUACCAUAAUGUUUUAGAUUGAGCUGUUAAAUUUUCUUUGACUAAUGAUAUAGAAAUGUCCAAUCUUUUCACAUAUGUAAUGGCUAUAAUACUUUUUAGCCCAGUAUGUUCCUCCAUGUGAUUCACAAACAAGUUUGAUAUAAAUUUGCCUUCUGACUUCUGUAAAAUUGGCCUUAAUUGCUGAAUUUGCUGUGCAGAAUAUGUUAAGUCCUCUUCUUAUGCUAUGUACUAUCUUUAGCUAGAUUGUAUUUAGUCUAAAAUAUAUUGGUGUAAAUAUGGGAUCCAAACCUUGUUGUUUUCUGGUACACAACAAACAAUAUUAUAUUUAUUUUUACUAAUAUGCUUUAAUAUGUAAUAAUGUAAUACUGUAAUAUGUUCUGGCCCCCUCCCUGCUCGUCAUGGUGACGAGGUUUAUAGUAGAUUAGUGUCACUGAAUGGCUGGAUGUCUGAGUGGUGUCCGGAGAAUAGCAUAGGAUUUAUAGACAAUUGGAAGAGUUUUUGGGGUAGACCUGACCUGCUAAAGAGAGACGGACUCCAUCCAUCCAGGGAAGGUGCCGCUCUCCUCUCUAGUAAUUUGGCUCAUAUUCUUAAUAAUGAUAGUAUUUGACUAACUGGGGCCCAGGUCAGGAAGCAGAAAAACUGGUUAAUCCAAACAUCUGCUAGCUGCCUUGAGACAUCACACAGGUCACAUAAACUACAACACAUAGAGUCAUCUUUUACCCUUGCUACAGUAUAUAGAUCACCCGGGCCUUAUUCUGAUUUCCUUGGUGAAUAUCAGCUCUUGUAGUUACUGUAGAUAGAGCUUUAAUUGUUGGUGACUUCAACAUUCACAUAGAUAAUGAAAAUGACACAUUGGGAUUAGCAUUUAUCGAUAUUCUCAACUCUCUUGGAUUCAGACAAAAUGUAACAGGACCAACUCAUCACCAUAAUCAUACACUAAAUUUUAUUCUGUCAUAUGAAGUUGAUGUUGAUAAUAUAGAAAUUCUGCUGCAGAGCGAUGACAUCUCGGAUCAUUACCUCAUCUCUUGUAAGAUGCGAUCAGCAAUGUUACUCAGUCUACACCACGUUAUCAUUCAGGUAGAACUCUUCUCUCGACCACUAAAGAUAGCUUCACUAAUAAUCUUCCAGAUCUAUCUCAUACACUCAGUAAACCCCAAAGCCUAGAAUAACUUGAUGAAAUAACAAAAAAUUCUAUGUAAAUGAGGAAUUG